Molecule: messenger RNA, 1430 nt
Organism: Cebus imitator (Panamanian white-faced capuchin)
Lineage: Eukaryota; Metazoa; Chordata; Mammalia; Primates; Cebidae
Gene: TMEM192
Product: transmembrane protein 192
Exons: 5
Coding region: 493-1170 (225 amino acids)
Cellular component (GO): lysosomal membrane; late endosome
Source: RefSeq, a predicted model, not a curated record
AUGGAAACCUCCUUUGGCAAGUGCGGCCACGGCCGUAGGGGGCGCCGCCGGUGCGAGGGAGGCCUGGGCUCGGGGCUGUGGGAGGGCGCCGGGCGGCCGUGGAAUCUGCGACACGCCGGGUCGGGGCUAAUUUUCCCGGUGGAAACUGGGGCGGGCUCCCGGGCGGUGGGCGCGCGGCUCCAGGGGUCCCAGGCUGGCGUCCAGCCCACGUGCGUGGCGCGUCUUUGGUCCCGGAACUGGUAGCUUCACGUGAUGUGCGCCUGGCCUGACAGCCCUUCCUCACCGCGAGUCUCGGGGCGCCGGGCCGCUGGGUUCCGCUCGGACGCCCCAGGGGCGCAGCGGGGCGAAUCUCCCUUCCUGGCGGGGUCCCUUGCCUUGGCGGUAGAGGCUGUGGACCUGGAGUGACAGCGACGCUCGGGCCUGGCUCCAGCGUCCUGCGGACAGACCUGUCGCUAUCAUCGCCAGGAACCCACACGAGAGAAAAACUGUGUCAUGUGCUGUUUUGAAUCUAGCAUGGGUUCCUUGGAUAUCACCCAGAGUAUUGAAGACGACCCACUUCUGGAUGCCCAGCUUCUCCCACAUCACUCACUACAAGCUCACUUUAGACCCCAAUUCCAUCCUCUUCCUACAGUCAUCAUAGUGAAUCUUCUGUGGUUUAUUCAUCUUGUGUUUGUUAUUUUAGCAUUUUUGACAGGUGUGCUUUGUUCUUAUCCUAAUCCAAAUGAGGACAAGUGCCCAGGAAAUUACACAAACCCACUGAAAGUUCAGACGGUCAUAAUCCUUGGGAAAGUUAUUUUGUGGAUUCUCCAUUUACUCCUUGAAUGCUACAUCCAGUACCACCACAGCAAAGUCAGAAACCGAGGCUAUAACUUGAUCUACCGAUCGACAAGGCAUCUCAAGAGACUUGCGCUAAUGAUACACUCCUCGGUGAAAAUCUGGAAAUUUAAUAAAGCUAAACCAGAGCCUGAUAUACUUGAAGAAGAAAAAAUCUGUGCUUACCCCAGCAAUAUUACCUCGGAGACUGGAUUCAGGACUAUUUCAAGCCUAGAAGAAAUUGUUGAAAAGCAAGGAGACAUCAUUGAAUACCUGAAGCGCCACAAUGCGCUGCUGAGUAAGCGAUUGUUGGCUCUCACUUCCUCGGACCUGGGCUGUCAGCCAAGUAGAACAUGAGAGGCUCACCCUCAUGACAGCAAUUGCAGAGAAACCCAGAGUAAUUCAAACUGACUGACUACCCGACAAGCUGCCACAGGGAACUGCAGCAUUUGCUGAAUAGCAUUUUACAGUGUUUGUUGGAAACCUGAAUUUGGUUCUGACUUCUGUGGCUGUUUAAAAUAUAGGGCUUGGGCCGGGCGCGGUGGCUCAAGCCUGUAAUCCCAGCACUUUGGGAGGCCGAGGCGGGUGGAUCACGAGGUCAAGAGAUCGAGACCAUC